Messenger RNA from Lates calcarifer (barramundi perch), 4578 nucleotides. It is a transcript of the gene nsmfb, whose product is annotated as NMDA receptor synaptonuclear signaling and neuronal migration factor b. Bases 249 to 2213 code for a protein of 654 amino acids. Gene Ontology annotation, cellular component: cytoplasm; nucleus. The record is from RefSeq and is a predicted model, not a curated record. The transcript is spliced from 16 exons. Lineage: Eukaryota; Metazoa; Chordata; Actinopteri; Centropomidae. Gene Ontology annotation, biological process: positive regulation of neuron migration; regulation of neuronal synaptic plasticity.
UCCAGGCCGCGCGGGCUGGCGGGUUAUCCUUCCUUUUAUGGUCUCCGUUUCCUUCCUGGAAGCCUCAGUUGGAUGAGGAGAGGAGAGGAGGGCGCAGCACAUCACACGCCGUUCAUCCUCCAGCGGGGCUGCUGUGCUCUACCUUCAGCCUGCAGCUUUCUGGAACAUUCAGUUUUUAGUUUAGUUUUUUUUUAAACCAAAGAAAUGAUAAAUAUGAAAUUAUUAGAAUCGUGAUUUCUUGGAUACGGAUGAUUUUUCUUUCCCCGUUUGAUGAUUUUCUCUCGUUUGUUUCCAUUGUCGAACAGUCUGUGGAAUGGUCUGUGUUUUCUCCCCUGGGUCGUUUCCACUUCAGCAUGGGAACUGCGGUGUCCAAAAGGAAGAAUCUGAGGAGUGACGCGAUAUCUUCCGUGGCCGCAAAAGUUAGAGCAGCCAGAGCAUUUGGAGAAUACCUGUCCAAUACCAAUCCAGAGAACCGCAACGGAGCAGAUCAUCUGUUGUCUGACACCUUCCCCGGCCAGGACUGCGACUCUCCAGACGUUAGCCACUUGCAUAAAAACAAUCUGCCACCACAGAGCCACUGUUUGCCUGUAGCUAAACCCAACCAAUCCAAUCCCAGUGUUCAUCCACAGUCUCAGUCUCUGGUGAACACCCUCCAGGCUCCAGCACCUUUGGGCCCUUCCAAACGUCGAUUCUCUGUUGAGCGCAGCCUCUCCGCAGAGGAACAACCAGGUGCCAGAGGCCCAGAGGGGAGUGCGACAGUAAAACCAGCCAGAGUCUACACAAUCACCAGGGAAGGAGGGAUGACCCUGGGGGGCCGUGGCAGUGAGGAGAGCCUCGAGUUGGAGGUGCUGAAGGGCUCCAGGGAGCAGCCUCUGUCCCAGGCCCCUGCCACCGUGAACCACAACCCAUCCUGCACUAGCCAACCGUCUGCCUCAGCUGCCCGCAGUAGCCAUCAUCGUAGUAGCCACCACCGCAGCAACCAUCACCAUGCCCACCAGCAUCACGCAGGCCCACCAUCAUCAUCUCAGCCACUGCAGAGCUCAGGGAACGCCAGCAACAUCCGAGACUGGGGGAUGAGACGAGGGGGAUCGCGGGAUGACUACACCCCAGACUGCGUGUCCUGCAUUCGGGCUCCAUGCCAAAGCCAGCGUUCCCUUGAUCUGGAUACCUCACCACGGGAUGGAGGGAAGCACCGCAAAAAACUGGAGAGGAUGUACAGCGAGGAAAGAGCAUCUACUGAUGACAGGGAAGACACUCCUAAUAGCUGGUUCCCCAAAGAAAAUAUGUUCAGCUUUCAGACAGCCACCACCACAAUGCAGGCAAUAUCGGCUUUCCGCGGGAUUGCUGAGAGAAAGAGGCGGAAAAGAGAGCAGGAGGCAGCAACCAUGAUGGAGAGAAAUUUCCGUAAGCACCUCAGGAUGGUGGGCAGCCGCAGGAUGAAAGCCCAGACCUUCGCCGAACGCCGAGCCAAGAGCUUCAGCCGCUCGUGGAGUGACCCCACCCCUGUCAAGCCUGACUCACUGCAUGACUCCAGAGACAGUGGUGAGCUUCAGACCUCCUCAGGGACUCUAGAUGAAGGGUUGGAUGAGGAUGCUGAGUGGGAGGAGGAGAGGGAGAUGGAGAGAGCGGCCUGUGAGGAAGAGGACUUCAUCCCACCAAAAAUCAUGCUGAUAUCCUCCAAGGUCCCAAAGGCUGAAUAUGUUCCCAACAUAAUCCGCAGGGAUGACCCCUCCAUCAUCCCCAUUCUUUAUGACCAUGAACGUGCCACAUUUGAUGACAUCCUUGAGGAGAUAGAGAAAAAGCUGACUGCUUACAGGAAAGGCUGUAAAAUCUGGAACAUGCUUAUUUUCUGCCAGGGAGGUCCAGGACAUUUGUAUCUGUUGAAGAAUAAAGUGGCUACAUUUGCCAAGGUGGAGAAGGAGGAAGACAUGAUCCAGUUCUGGCGGCGGCUCGGCAAGCUGAUGAGUAAGCUGAACCCAGAGCCCAACCUCAUCCACAUCAUGGGUUGUUAUGUGUUGGGGAGUGCUAAUGGUGAAAAGCUUAUUCAGACUCUAAAGAGGCUGAUGAGACCCUCAUCAGUUGAAUUCAAGUCCCCACUAGAGCUGUCUGCACAGGGCAAAGAGAUGAUCGAGAUGUACUUUGAUUUCCGUCUGUUCCGCCUGUGGAAAAGCCGUCAGCACUCAAAGCUGCUGGACUACGACGACCUCUUGUGAUGUUGCCCACCGUCUGUUGGUUUGUCAACUGGUUAUCUCAUAUCUGUGCCUACUGGAGCACAGUGACAGGGCAUUUGGUUGAAGGGCCCCUUAGAGGUACCUUGACCGGCUCAGUGCCAGAGCUGGAGCAGCAGCACAGUUGGGUCUGUUUUUCCCCUCUGAAGCAACAGGGUGGCCCUGUAGAUUCAGCCAGUGGUGUACUUUUCCUCCCUUAUCCAUUUUAACUUUCUGCCUAUCUCUCUGAGAAAAGAGAAAGAGAGGGACAAGAAAAAGGAGGAGAAGCAAGAGACUCAUCAUCCUAUCCUAAACGUGUCAAGAGACUCUAACUACAGUUUCAGAUUCCUGAGUUCAGAGAGGAUGCUAGAUAAAAGAGUAACAUCAAUUAACAGAAAGAACUAUUUACUCCUUUCUGAGUUUAGAUGGAGACAGAUUGUAUUUAUUUAUUUAUUUAUCUGACUUUUUUGCCUUGUCUAUUCUUUUAAGAUGGAGGCUUUUAGGAAAGAAGUGUUUUCUUUUUCAGGUGUGGAAGUAUUUGAAAGGGAAUUAGAGCCUAUAUGUAAAUAAACAAGCGCUUACUGGAGCAUUAGAGAACUGAUUCCCAGCAUCUCUGCCCAUGCUAUCAUGUGAAAAUCUAGAUAUUUGGUUAGUCUGAUAAAAACAUAGAGGUCUCCAUUUAACGCAGUUUUUUAGACUUAAAAUAACUAUUAACAUUUUGUACAGACUGUUGUAUUAACUCAGGUUAAAUCCCUUGUUUGAUACUAAUAAUUAUACUUACUGUUCGCAACAUACUGUAGAUCAGAAUCCAAGGCCUACAUACUCCAUCUUCAGUAGAACGUUAUGACCAUCAGGGAUGAUCUAUCUUAGCUUGUGUGUGAAAGGUGGAGAUUUUCUACAUUUUCAUAGUCAAAUCAACUGUAGCUGAACAGAUGUACCCAUGCAUGUUUCUUAACAACAGAGCAUUACAUUUGACCCCACUGAGCCAACACUAACUUCUUUCUUGAGCUGUUGGUUCAUGGGUGCUGGACAUUUUUAGUGUGUUUUUAUUAUUUGUGUGUGUGUGUGUGCAUAGUUACUUGCAUUUUGUCACUCUGUAAAGAGGUUGCAGGUAGAGACUAUGACACCAGACUCUGCACACCAUUGGUAAUGUCCAUUAAAAGUAGACAAAAAUACAUACUGAUAACAUACAUACUGUACUGUAUAUUUUAUUUGUUUCAACACUACUUACCUUCAACAUUACUUACCUUUUUUUUUUUUUUUUUGGACAAAAUUAGAAUUUCUUAUCAAAGACUUGCUUGAAUCUUUCAGUAGCAAUGGAGAGGUAGAGGUGAUAGUUUUUUAAGUGUUUCUCCUCACCACCAAAUUGUUGUGUUUGUGUUAAUAUACUCUUAAAAAUACAGCUAUAGAAAGUGCUCUAGAAAAUUAAUUUUAGUGAAUAUCACAAUAUGAAGGUCUGUCUCUCAAAAUACAGUCCUUGCCAUACUCAUUUCUGCCAUUAAUAUCUAUUUUUUAAAACAUCAUGACAUUUUAUAUUUUCCAUUUUAGAGUUUAAAUGAUGUGUAUUUUGUGUUACCACUGAACAACUUUAAGAUUUAGUAUCAAACUUCCAUAAAGUUUGGGGAGUUGCAAGAGACAGGUUAAAGCCAAACUCAAACAAUGGAUCCUAAAUUUCCCAUGAUGCAACUGGAUAGUAGUGUCUUUUUUCUUAGACCUUGUCAGUUUCUGUGACAUCCCCAGGGAUAUUUUCUCCAACUUAAAAAAGGUUCCCUUCAGAAAUACAAAAGACAUUGCCUGUUUUCAGAUGUUAAAUAAUACUCCUUGUGACAAAUUGACUCAUCUUUAUGUGUAUUACACAUAUUGGUAAAAACAUAAAACUUCAACUGGCAGGCAUCAAUGAAAGUUUCACACACUGUCGUCCAUUAUAUCAGACUUGGGUUCCUGUAAUCUAUUUUACAACAAAGGCCAGUAUUAGCCUGAUGCUGCAUUAUAGGCCUAACCUGUAUUUAUUAAAAGCAAUUCUAUUUUUUUAAAGCAAGGGCUUAACCUAUUGCACUGUAUAACUACAAAAUACUCACACUAAUGGUAAAUAACAAACUGCUGCUUAAAGUUACUUUAAACUAACAGUAACAGUUUUUAGGGAGAGUGCUGUUUGAAAACUUAAAUCAACUUUGGAUCAAUAUAACCAUUGUUAUAAUAAUAUAACUCCUGGUAUUGGUACUGAAUAUGUGUAAUGUCAGAAAGGAUUAGUGCCGUUUACAUUGCUCCAGCUUGUGCUGGGGUGGCCAUGUCCUCUGUGAUGCUAUUCUCCCUCAUAUAUGCAGCUUCAUCAUUUGAUAAAACUCACUGUAUGUGUGCAUUCUUGAACUUC